Molecule: messenger RNA, 387 nt
Organism: Penicillium psychrosexuale
Lineage: Eukaryota; Fungi; Ascomycota; Eurotiomycetes; Eurotiales; Aspergillaceae
Exons: 1
Coding region: 1-387 (128 amino acids)
Source: RefSeq, a predicted model, not a curated record
AUGGCUAUUAUGCUUCCCCGACCUGGCCCUGUGUCGGCUUUUAAACGUGAGCGCGCGGCGUUUGUCUUCGGUUUAGGAAUGCAGGCGAGAGUGCUGAGGGCGGACCCCCAGGCUGGUGAGGAUGUUUCUGAGAGUCUACGUGAGCUUGUUCCUAGUGUUCAUCGGAUCAAGGAUACCUCUAUGGCUAUGGCUGUUGAUGCUUGUUACCACGCUUAUGUCCUGGCGAAACCGUACGGGUUCUAUAGCCAUAAUGUGCCGCUCAUGUGCAAUGAUCUUAUUGCUAGUUUGUUGCACUGGGCGGAUAUUCUUGUUAAUACUGAUGGGCGCAGGACGGAUGGGAUUGUUGUUGAUUCUAUUGAGGGGAUUUUGGCUUCUUUGGGUUUUUGA